Molecule: messenger RNA, 2373 nt
Organism: Arabidopsis arenosa
Lineage: Eukaryota; Viridiplantae; Streptophyta; Magnoliopsida; Brassicales; Brassicaceae
Source: the annotation of a GenBank genome assembly
UAGUUUUGUUUUGCUCCAAUAUCUCAAAAAGUUUGGUGAACAGAACAAUCAUUAUUUGCAGUGGUUCACCAUCUCUCUAUCCUAUGAAUAUGCAUUUUCAUAAACAUACUCAGAGAAAAGAGAAAACCUAAGAAUUCAAACCAUGACUUCCAACACAAGCAACCUCUUCUUCCAUCUUCUUCUUCUUCUUCUCCCUACUCUUAUCCAAGCUCUUAACACAGAUGGUGUUGCUUUACUCUCUUUCAAAUACUCUAUCCUCAAUGACCCUCUCUCUGUUCUACGCAACUGGAACUAUGACGAUGAAACACCGUGCUCUUGGACCGGUGUUACCUGUACAGAGCUUGGGAGUCCCAACACCCCAGACAUGUUAAGAGUAACAAGCUUGGUUCUUCCCAACAAACAGCUUCUCGGUUCUGUUUCUCCCGACUUGUUUUCGAUCCUACAUCUAAGGAUCUUGGAUCUCUCCAACAAUUUCUUCCAUGGGUCACUGCCGGAUACUGUGACCAAUGCCAGUGAGCUUCGUGUUCUGUCCCUUGGGAAUAACAAGGUUUCUGGUGAACUACCUGGUAGUAUCAGCAACGUGGCUAGUCUCCAGCUCUUGAAUCUCUCUGCCAACGCCUUUACCGGCAAAAUCCCUCCCAAUCUCCCCCUUCUCAAGAAUCUGACAGUCAUUUCCUUGGCGAAGAAUUCAUUUUCAGGCGAUAUUCCAAGCGGGUUUGAAGCGGUUCAGGUUCUGGAUGUUUCCUCAAAUCUUCUAGACGGAUCUCUACCUCCUGAUUUCGGGGGAACAGGUCUGCAUUACCUCAACCUAUCACACAAUCAAAUCUUCGGCAUGAUAUCUCCAUCUUUCACCGAGAAAUUUCCAGCAAAUGCCAUCCUCGAUCUCUCCUUCAACAAUCUAACAGGACCAAUCCCUAGUACACCACCAUUUCUUAACCAAAAGACUGAGUCUUUUUCUGGUAAUAUAGGCUUGUGUGGUCAGCCAUUAAACACCCUUUGUUCAAUCCCUUCUACUCUAUCAGACCCACCAAAUAUCUCUGAAAUUACUUCACCAGCAAUAGCAGUCAUGCCCAAAACUCCAUCACCAACAACUCCAUCACUAGAAUCACCAAACCAAACAGCCAAAAGCAAACUAAAACCAAGCAAAAUCAUCGGCAUUACACUCGCAGAUAUAGCUGCUUUAGCUAUCAUAGCCAUGUUUAUCCUCUACAUAUACCAGCUCAAGAAACGUAGAAGCUACCAAGAAUACAGCACUUUCAACGUCUUACAAAAAUGUCUCGAGAAAAACGAUACACUCUCCAUGAAAAACUCGAAACACAACGUUGCCGCCGCCUCGGAGUUCACCAAAUCUCCACCUGCAAAAAUAGGAUGUGGUUCAUGGAUAACUAGAGCGUACGACGAAACAACGUCGGCGUCAUCCGAGAGUGACAUAGAGAACCAAAUUCAAGACCAAAAACCCAUUGAGGCAUUUAAUCGAACAAGUGGUGGGCGAGUUAAACACAACACUGAAACUCAACUAGUGACAGUCGAUGGAGAAACUCAGCUAAAACUAGAUACUCUACUAAAGGCAUCAGCUUACGUACUUGGAACCAACAGAAGCGACGGAAUCGUGUAUAAAGCGGUGUUAGAGAACGGAGCAGCUUUUGCGGUGCGGCGGAUUGGAGCGGAGAGUUGUCCGGCGGCGAAAUUUAAGGAGUUCGAAAAGAAAGUUCAGGCAAAAUCAGGUUCGUCUUCUCAUAAUCCUCUCUCAUUUGAGGCACGGCUUAAGAUAGCAAGAGGAAUAGCUAGAGGAAUUGCUUAUAUCCACGACAAGAAGCAUGUUCACGGCAACAUCAAGGCCAAUAACAUUCUCUUGGACUCCGAGUUUGAGCCCAUAAUUACAGAUAUGGGCCUUGAUCGUAUUAUGACUCCGGCCCAUUCACUCACGGCUGGACCAGUGUUGAGCUCACAGCACCAUCCACCAGAGUGGUCAACAAGCCAUAAGCCAAACAACAAAUGGGAUGUUUAUUCCUUUGGUGUUAUACUCUUGGAGCUUCUCACAGGCAGAGUUUUUUUGGUUGAUGGAGAUUUGGUUCACGAUCCUGAGACCGAUGAGAAAAGUUGGUUCUUGAGGUUGGUCGAUGGGACUAUUAGGGUCGAUGUGGCUCACCGCGAGGAUGAGGCUGUUGCAUGCUUGAAGUUAGGCUAUGGUUGUGUCUCUUCCUUGCCUCAAAAGCGACCGUCCAUGAAGGAAGUGGUCCAAGUUCUAGAGAAAAUGUUUGUUUAGUUGUUUACUUUAUUCAAUUUAGAAAGAUAUCAAUGUAAAUGGAUUACUUUGUGUUAUUUGAAUUGUUUCACUUUUUUUUGUUUUCUCGAUAAAGUAUCAUAUUGUCA